AUGGAUAUUUGUACUGAUGAUGCGCAGGAUGCAAACGCUUCCUUGCCCGUUCACGUUUCAAAAAAUCUUGAGAAAAGCAAAUUAGAGGAAAAAUUAUGGGAGUGGGAAAAGGAUAAUUUAAGAGAAUUAAAAAUAAUGCUAUCGCAAAACAAAUCAUCACAUGAAACAAGAAAUGAUCGACUUAAACCUACGACCUCCAACGAACUUGAACAAGAGCAUACCCUUUUACAUAUAGCACCCAUUUCCGGCGUUGGAGAGACCACAGCUCAAUUACGUGAAAAACCAGGAAGUGUAGAGCCAUCAAAGAAGGAAGAAAGAGUGAGAACAAAUGAGAAGCUGGAUGAAAACGCAAUGGAUGUUGUGUAUCAAUCAUUUGUUCCCUUUCUUGUGGGUGGAUUAGGAUUCAUACUAGCCGGUUUACUUCUUAAACAAAUUCAAAAAAUGCGAUUUGUAUGCGAGGUAAAUUUCUAUUUCUGGAAUACACUCUAUCCUUUCCUGGCAUUAUGUCUCUACUUUCAAGGCUCAUCAAGGUCGUUUGCGGAGGAGUCUGGGCUUAUACACCACAUCUUCGUUAACAUCGCUCUAGUACAGGCUCAGUCAGUGGGUAUAAGUCUUUUUGCUGCGCUUAUCACAUUCGCUCUAAACAUUUUUCCAAUGAAGGAGCAUGAAGGGAGAGAAUUUGAAGAGAUGUCGUUGAAAAAUUUUCUUUUUCUUGGAUCCACGGCACUUUUUGCUAUGUCUGCUUCGUGUUUCAUAUCAUCGGCAGCACUGGUCCUCAUUAUCAUAUGGUCGUAUACGUAUGCCAUGGAUCCCGACAACGUUGCAACGCCAUUGGCUUCUAGCUUGGGAGACUUAUUGGCUAUUGGAGCAAUGGCAGGUAUAGCGGUGGUAUAUCAUCCGCUCGCCUCCGUUUCAAUUCUAGUACCUUCAUCAGUCAUAGUCUGCUUUGUUGCACUGAUGCCAUUCUGGUUAUUUGUAACACACCUUGAACAAGGCGCGUGGGCGGCCGCACGUCAGCAAAUGCCCACUUUCUUCCUGGCUUCAAUUCUGUCCAGCGCAGCAGGUGUGAUACACGAGUAUGGGCUUAAAAGUUUUCCAGAGCUAAGUGUGUACCAGCCUCUGAUAAAUGGAGCAUCCGGGAAUCGUGCGGGGUUACAAUGUUCAAGAAUUUCCUCCUAUGUGAACACCACAAACUCUGACAAUGCAAGAAUUGUAGGAAUACGUCUGAAUCUUUGGAAUUAUUACACAAGUCCAGAUACCGAAAGCAGAGCCGCCUUGUUUAUUUUGUUGACUUCCGUACCUUUCUACGCCCUGUACUUUAUUGCCACGCACUUGAUUGCCUAUGUUUUCUUGAAACCCCUAAAAUUGAACAUUCUUUUUGUAGUUGGAUUCAUAUGCGUCGCUUUUGUACAAACGCUCAUUCUUCUGUACAUUGGGCAAAUUCUUGUGUAUUCCUUGCAUCAUUUUCGAUUAGAUCCUGACAUGCACGCAAUACCGAUGGUGACCUCGAUUGGCGAUGUGCUCGGCGCAUGUCUCCUACUAUGCCUCUUCUAUGUUUUGAGCUGGGGAAACGAUUUGGUGUUGAAGUCAAGUUCGAUGUUGGAGGAGUCAGCUAAUACGACGUCUAUCUGCUCAUUUGAGUAA
This is a messenger RNA of Cylicocyclus nassatus, 1644 nucleotides long. The record is from the annotation of a GenBank genome assembly. NCBI's taxonomy places the organism in Eukaryota, Metazoa, Nematoda, Chromadorea, Rhabditida, Strongylidae.